UCAUCACCACCACCUACGCCGGCUCUCGGCUCUUGCUCUUUCUCUUUCUCUGUCUCUGUCUCUGUCUCUGUCUCAUCGAGUUCGUUUGAAGCGGAUAUGGAGUACGUUAAUCCUGAAGGUCUUCGGUUAGAUGGUCGUCGUCCGAUGGAGAUGAGGCAGCUUCGUGCAGAAAUAGGCGUGGUUUCAAAAGCUGACGGCUCGGCUGUUUUCGAAAUGGGAAACACCAAAGUUAUUGCUGCAGUUUACGGCCCCAGAGAGGUCCAGAAUAGGAGUCAACAAAGUAAUGAUCAGGCACUGGUACGCUGUGAGUACAGUAUGGCUAAUUUCAGUACUGGAGACCGCAGGAGGAAACCAAAAGGUGACAGGCGAUCCACAGAGAUAUCAUUAGUCAUUCGGCAGACAAUGGAAGCAUGUAUCUUGACACACCUGAUGCCUCGUUCUCAGAUAGACAUUUUUGUCCAAGUUCUCCAAGCAGAUGGAGGAACAAGAUCAGCAUGCAUAAAUGCGGCGACUUUGGCCCUUGCUGAUGCUGGUAUUCCAAUGUGUGAUCUUGUUACCUCCUGCAGUGCUGGAUACCUGAAUGGAACCCCUCUGCUUGAUCUAAACUAUGUCGAAGAUAGUGCUGGUGGGCCUGAUGUCACUGUCGGUAUUCUACCUAAGUUGGACAAAGUAACCCUCCUUCAGAUGGAUUCUAAACUACAAAUGGAUACUUUUGAAAAUGUCAUGCAACUAGCAAUAGAAGGCUGCAAAGCUGUGGCAAGUUACAUUCGAGAAAUAUUACUGGAGAACACCAAGCAGUUGGAGUCUCGCAGGGGUGUAAAAUAAUGCUGCCAGAGUCUACUAAGUUCUUAAACAGUAGCAUUGAAAUGGGUUGUAAGACUGGUGAUGCACACAAGGGAAGUUACAUGAAAUCGCUUCUACAAGUUAAAUGCUGGAUAGCGGGAGUAAUGAUGAUGUGUUAAGAUAUGGUUGUUCAUAUUUUCCAUAUUAAUUGAAUGCAGUUUUGUAGAUUGAGACACCACUAGUGGUCCUGUUUGGUCUAGAUAUUCGAAUAUACAUUGUGAUUGCUUGUAUUCAUGUUAGAAAAUUAUAACUGUAAUGGUUUGGCAAAACUGUUGGGAGUUAGUUUUCAUGAUGGUAUAUGCCAAAACAUAGAGCAAUUUCAUGUA
Sesamum indicum (sesame) is the source of this 1169-nucleotide messenger RNA. It is a transcript of the gene RRP41, whose product is annotated as 3'-5'-exoribonuclease family protein. Gene Ontology annotation, molecular function: RNA binding. Lineage: Eukaryota; Viridiplantae; Streptophyta; Magnoliopsida; Lamiales; Pedaliaceae. Gene Ontology annotation, cellular component: cytoplasmic exosome (RNase complex); nuclear exosome (RNase complex); nucleolus. Gene Ontology annotation, biological process: U4 snRNA 3'-end processing; rRNA catabolic process; nuclear mRNA surveillance. The record is from RefSeq and is a predicted model, not a curated record.